Molecule: messenger RNA, 1848 nt
Organism: Uloborus diversus
Lineage: Eukaryota; Metazoa; Arthropoda; Arachnida; Araneae; Uloboridae
Product: GTP-binding protein 4-like
Biological process (GO): ribosomal large subunit biogenesis
Cellular component (GO): nucleolus
Molecular function (GO): RNA binding; GTPase activity; GTP binding
Source: RefSeq, a predicted model, not a curated record
AUGACACAUUACAACUUCAAAAACAUCGUGGUUGUUCCAACUGUGAAAGACUUCACGGACAUUAUUUUGUCGAAAACUCAACGGAAGACUCCUACGGUGAUUCACAAACAUUCUAAGAUAUCAAGAAUCAGAGCGUUUUAUAUGCGAAAAGUCAAGUUCAUGCAGCAAAAUUUUCAUGAUAUAAACACAAUCAUUACAGAUUUCCCCAAACUAGAGGACAUACACCCAUUUUUUGCAGAUUUAAUGAAUGUUCUUUAUGAUAAAGAUCAUUACAAAUUAGCAUUAGGCCAACUAAGUACUGCUCGGCAUUUAAUUGACAAUGUUGCUAAGGAUUAUUGCCGUCUCAUGAAAUAUGGAGAUUCUCUUUACUGGUGUAAACUAUUGAAGAAAGCUGCCCUUGGAAGGAUGGCAACUAUAAUGAAGCGUCAGAAUCAAAGUCUUCAAUAUUUGGAGCAAGUCUGUCAGCAUAUAUUUCGUUUGCCAUCUAUAGAUCCCUAUACACGUACUCUGCUCAUUUGUGGAUUUCCUAAUGUUGGAAAGUCCAGUUUCAUAAACAAGAUUACAAGAGCAGAAGUUGAUGUACAACCUUAUGCCUUUACGACCAAAUCAUUGUUUGUGGGUCACACAGAUUACAAAUAUUUGCGAUGGCAGGUGAUAGAUAGUCCUGGUAUUCUUGAUCAUCCACUUGAAGACAGAAAUACAAUUAAAAUGCAAGCAAUCACAGCUUUAGCUCAUCUGCGUGCAUGUAUUAUAUUUGUUAUCGACCCUUCUGAACAAUGUAAUCUCAUUGAAGAACUGAUAGAGCUUUUCAGCAGUAUUAAACCUCUGUUUUUAAACAAGCCAACAGCAACUGUUGCUAACAAAUCAGAUAUUAUACAAGUAGAAGAGUUACCUGCUGAAAAAAAGCAAAAAAUUGAGGCUUUAAAGGAAGAGGGUUUCCUAUUUUUGCAUAUGAAAACUUUAAGUGGUGAAAGAGUCAUUGAAUUGAGAAAUGCGGCUUGUGAUUGCUUAUUGGCUCAUCGUGUAGAAGUAAAAAUGAAAGGGAAGAAAGCUGCUGGAAUUUUAAAUAGGCUGCAAGUUCUUGAACCUAAACCAAGAGAUGACAAAUUAAGGCUGCCUUCUGUUCCUGCAAAAGUUCUGGAAAAGAAACAACAAAUGGAUGUUGACUCUAAGAAAGACAAGAAAUUGGAGCGAGAUAUAGAAAUGGAACUUGGUGAUGAUUAUAUCCUUGACUUGAAAAAGAAUCAUGUCAUUCCUGAUGACCAGAAGUAUGAUGUCAUUCCUGAACUCUGGGAAGGACAUAGUAUUGCAGAUUUCAUUGAUCCAGAAUUGAUCAAUGAAAAAACAUUUUCGAAAAUUAAGGAAAAAUUCAUUAAGUUUUUCGAAAAUAGAACAAUUUUAAGUCAUCGUCAACAACAAUUUUCCAACUGUUGCCAAAAUCCUGGCGAGUCGGUUCGAAGCUUUUCCUCUAGAGUUUCUAAUUUAACUGUAAAUUAUUUCGGUGUUCAAAAUACCACUAAAGAAAAUGCAGGACCAAUAGUCGAUCAGACAAAACUAGCAAAAUUUCUAGAAGGAUUGCAAUCGCCUCUUAAACGUUUGGCAUUAAACAGAAAUCCAUCUACAUUUGAGGACGCUGUAGAAAACGCCCUCUUAGAUGAGAUAAAUAUGCAAUUCACUGAUGAAACUGGAAAUUGUAAUAACUGCACAUCUGAACCUCAAAAUGCCCUGGAAACUAAACUUACACAAAUUCUUGAUAAACAAUCCGAAAUUUCAAAUCACAUGAUUAGUACGCUCACCAACCACAUUCAGAAAAUGAGUCUGCAAAAUCAAGAAGCAAGCUUAGCUUAG